AUGCCACCCAAGAAGGACACAAAGGGCUCGUCCAAACAGCCCCAGAAAACUCAAAAGAAAAAAGAAGGAGGAUCUGGUGGCAAAGCCAAAAAGAAGAAGUGGUCCAAAGGUAAAGUUCGUGACAAGUUGAACAAUCAAGUUUUGUUCGAUAAGGUAUCAUAUGACAAACUGUUAAAAGAAGUUCCAUCGUACAAACUCAUUACCCCGUCUGUUGUUAGUGAACGUUUGAAGGUUCGUGGAUCGUUGGCAAGAAAAGCUUUAGAGGAGCUCUGCCAAAAAGGUCUUAUCAAGCAAGUAAUACAACACCAUGCCCAAUUAAUAUACACAAGGGUAACUAAGGGAGACGAAUAA
Macrosiphum euphorbiae (potato aphid) is the source of this 351-nucleotide messenger RNA. The record is from the annotation of a GenBank genome assembly. Lineage: Eukaryota; Metazoa; Arthropoda; Insecta; Hemiptera; Aphididae.